CCGGCCGUGUCGACUCGCCCACGUCUUGACCAUCUUCGCGCGUCGCAACCACCACCAUGAAGCUCGUCCGGUAGAUACCUUGAUCCCCACGCGCGAAUCCCACUAAUGAUCUAGGUUCCUCAUGAAAUGCGCCAACGAGACGGUGACAAUCGAGUUGAAGAAUGGCACCAUCCUCCACGGCACCAUCACCUCCGUCUCCCCGCAGAUGAACACCUCUCUCCGCACGGUGAAAAUGACCCCCAAGGGCCGCGACCCCAUCUCCCUCGACACGAUCAACAUCCGCGGCUCCACGAUCCGCUAUUACAUCCUCCCGGACAGUCUGCCCCUGGACACGCUGCUGAUUGACGAUACACCUAAGCCGAAGAAUAAGGCGCGCAAGGAGGCCGAUCGCGGUGGACGGGGUGGACGGGGUGGACCUCGUGGGAGAGGGCGCGGGAGGGGACGUGGGAGGGGACGUGGGUUCUGAGCUGCAUCUUAGGGGAGAUUAGAUUUUCUCGGGCUUUUGAUAUUACGUUUGAGGGAUGGAGUUCUCUUGUUUGUUGCUUGUUCAUGGUUGGGUUGGCAUUGAUGGGUGGGAUUGAGGGAUGAGCGAGCAGUACGCCCUGAUGGGAUGGAUGGAUGGAUGGAUGGAUGGGGCUGCCUUAGCUCGUUAAACACGUCCGUCGCCAGCUACCAAGGGGAU
This is a messenger RNA of Aspergillus ibericus CBS 121593, 682 nucleotides long. RefSeq names its product mRNA splicing protein SMD1. Lineage: Eukaryota; Fungi; Ascomycota; Eurotiomycetes; Eurotiales; Aspergillaceae. The record is from RefSeq and is a predicted model, not a curated record. Gene Ontology annotation, molecular function: RNA binding. The transcript is spliced from 2 exons. Gene Ontology annotation, cellular component: U12-type spliceosomal complex; SMN-Sm protein complex; spliceosomal tri-snRNP complex. Bases 122 to 466 code for a protein of 114 amino acids. Gene Ontology annotation, biological process: RNA processing; spliceosomal snRNP assembly.